Molecule: messenger RNA, 516 nt
Organism: Brassica oleracea var. oleracea
Lineage: Eukaryota; Viridiplantae; Streptophyta; Magnoliopsida; Brassicales; Brassicaceae
Product: xyloglucan endotransglucosylase/hydrolase protein 9-like
Exons: 2
Coding region: 1-516 (171 amino acids)
Biological process (GO): glucan metabolic process
Cellular component (GO): apoplast; cell wall
Molecular function (GO): hydrolase activity, hydrolyzing O-glycosyl compounds; xyloglucan:xyloglucosyl transferase activity
Source: RefSeq, a predicted model, not a curated record
AUGGGCAGGUGGAAGAUGCGGAGAUGGAGGUUUAUGGUCGAUGAGACACCUAUUCGUGUCCACAAGAACCUUGAAGAUAAAGGCAUCCCAUUUACUAACGCUCAAGCAAUGGGAGUGUACAGUUCGAUUUGGAAUGCAGAUGAUUGGGCAACACAAGGAGGUCUAGUGAAAACAGAAUGGAGUCACGCUCCUUUCAUUGCUUCUUACAAAGAUUUCAAGAUUGAUGCUUGUGAGGUUCCGACAACAACUGACAUAAGCAAGUGUAAUGGAGAAGUCCAGAGAUUCUGGUGGGAUGAGCCGACUGUGUCUGAGCUUAGCCUUCAUCAGAAUCAUCAGCUUAUUUGGGUUCGAGCUAACCAUAUGAUUUAUGAUUAUUGCUAUGAUGCUAUGAUGCUGCGAGGUUUCCUGUUUCUCCUCUUGAGUGCCAACACCAUCGCCAUUUGUAGUCUAACGUUGACGUUAUGUUUUAACUUGGUCAAGAAGUUAUUGUGGUCAAGAGUACAAGUGGCUCUUUGA